Messenger RNA from Entrophospora sp. SA101, 3828 nucleotides. The record is from the annotation of a GenBank genome assembly. Lineage: Eukaryota; Fungi; Glomeromycota; Glomeromycetes; Entrophosporales; Entrophosporaceae.
AUGUCAAGUUUAAAAAAACAAAGCUCAAUGUCACCAGCAAUCGCUUCAUCCUCAACUACAAACAACACUAUUGAUACUGCUAACCAGAUAGAAGAAAAUACAAACAUUGUAAAGUCAAUGAAAGAAACUUCGGUGAUUAUUGCAUUUUGUGAAAAAUUUGGUUCGCUCUUGAAGGGAAUUGAAUUUUGGCCAGAGGAACUUGAGUAUGCACUCGCACAAGAAGCACAGAGUGAACUGGUAGAAAAGAUACAUUGUGCAUUUCUAACUAAUUGUUUAAAUCGAAAGAGACUCAUAGAAGGAAAUGCAUGGAAAAAAAUCUUGUCAGAAACUAUUGAUAAAAAAAUUAAAAUGAAUAAUCAAUUCUAUCAAAAUUAUAAUCCCUUACGACAAGUCAACGACUAUUAUGAACUUGAUGUUGAAGAUAAAUCUAAUGUAAUACGAGAAGCCAUUUUUCAAAUCGGAAGAAAGGUUCGCAAUAAUGAUAUUGAUGUUUUGCCAUUUGGCGAAGAUAAAAAAGGACGCGGAUACUAUUAUUUUGGAAAGGGUGCAAGAAUUUAUCGUGAAACCACCAUCAUAAACAAAAGUAAAAAUCAAAAAAAAAUUAUUUGGGAGCCAAUAACAACCACACUUGAAGAAUUAGAAAACUAUAUCAAUAAUUCAAACGAGUUAAAGGCUUCAGCGGGAAAAGACAAACAACUUCGAAAUAAAAUUAAUAAUGAACUUAUUCCAAAAAUAAAACAGGAUAUUGAAGCAAAAGAGAAGCUUAAUGCAAAAAGAAUUCGUAAAGAAAAAAACGCACAACGUUUAGCAGAUACACUUGCAAAUAUUGAAAUCAUAUCAAGCAGGACACGUAGUGGUGCUAGAAGGGCAGCAGGUCUUGAUAAUAACACAUCAAGUACACGAAAUGACGACAAUUAUGUUACGUCUUCGAGUCAUUACAUGACAAGAUCUAAAAGAGUAUGUGAAAAUGAUAAAAUUGUAACUAAACGAAGAUAUGAAGAAAUUGCUGACGAAGAAGACAAAAACGACGGCUUUGAAGAGGAAGUAGUAGAAGAAGAUAGCAACACCAAUUAUGUUGAUGAUAAUUAUAUACUCAAUAAUAACACCACAAGUACCACUAGUAGAAGGAGAAAAAUAGAUGUUUCAAAUAACACCGAUAAUAACAUUAAUAAUAGUGUAAACGCAGUUUCAGUUGUAAUUAGUCCCGUCGAUACUAGUGAAAUAAUGACAGAACCCAUGAGUCGUUCGAUCUCUACAAGUUCCACCGCCUCCACAACUAGUAAUGGAUCAAAAGAAACAACAGGCACAGAAUCAUCUGUUCCCGAAUCCGUUAGCUCCAGAUAUAAGGAAAUAUUUGGAUCAGAAUCUGAAGUGGAACCCUCGGAACCCGAUGAAUAUGUAGUCUCUGAACCAGGAUCAAAUGACGAUGACGACGAAGACGAAGACACCGAAUCAGGCGAUUCAAGAAAAAACAAUAUAUUACCACCACCUGACAUAGAUUAUGCUACUCCUCCUAAAGAUAGUUUGAUUGAAGAUUUGAGGUUUGCACUUGAACAUGCUGGUGACUUAUAUGCUGAUGUAGCUUGGGAAUUCACAUUCACACUUGAUCAAACCAUUAUUUUUGCUCAUAAAGCAAUUUUAUAUGCAAGAAGUUCACGUUCAUUUCAAGAACGUUUUCUAAAAAAUAGAGAUUCAAAUGGAAUGUCCAUAAAAUCGGUCAGGUUGUCAAAUCUAGACUCCCUAAUUGACGCAAUAAUUGUUAAAACAGAUGCCGAUCCUAUUUUAUUUCAACAAGAAUUAAACUUUUUUUAUACUGGUGAGGAAGGUAGCGAGGAAUUUUUGGCAGCUGUAGACACAACAGAUGAAUUGGAACAGGAUAAAUUAAAGGAAGAUUUAAUAUACAUGUACAAAUCAAAAUUGUACACCGACAUUGAAAUAAUUUUGGAGUAUCCACCACAAGAUAACCUAGAAAUCAUAAGUGAAGAGGACGAAGAGUUAGAUUUAGUUAGAUCGGUGACUUUUAAAGCCCAUAAAUUCAUGUUAGCGGCAAGAUCUGAAUAUUUUAGGGAGAUUUUAAGCUCUUCAAAUCCUAUGGAUCCCAAGGCUGCUACCAUAUAUCUGGACACUUCAAUAUUCAGCCAAACUGCUUUUAAUAUGAUACUUGAAUAUAUUUAUACUGGUAAUUUACAAUAUUCAUUAACUUUAGAAACCUGUGAAUGGAUCUGGGUGGGUUCUUAUUAUUUAGGGAUAAAGAAUCUUUGCGAAGAUUGUAUUCAUAGAAUCGCAACAAGACUUCAUUAUUUCACAUGUACUUGUUCCGAGUGUCAAAUUGCUAUGCCCAGUGUUGCUGCUUUUGCAAAAGAAUACGAUGUUAAGAAAUUAUGGCAGGGUUGUUUACACGUUUUAACAAAAGGCUUUGAUAUUAUGUGGCCUCAUAAGAAUUUUGCUGAACUUGAUGGGAUAGUAAGGGAAGAAAUAUUGCUGGCACUCGUGACAAACAUUCAAAAUAGUGAUAUCAUGUCAAUAUUUAAAGGUUGUAGGAAAAUCAUAUCAACAAUCAAUGUCAAAAAUAUAACGGAUUCCCCUUGGAUAGGGGUAGUGCGCAAAAUGACUAAACAAGUGAAAUCUUCUGCCAUAAAGGUAUUAGUAGAAAAUUUUGAACAGGUAUGUAAUGAGGGACAUGAAUUUUUGGAUUGUGUUGAUGGAGUUGGUUAUAGUCAUGGAUUUUUAGAGGACAUUAUGUCAGGUGUUGUACAUGAAGGCUUGAAUGAACAGAAUUCUGCUAAAGUACUUAAAAGCAUAUCAAGUAAAUUAUUAACUAGACCUGCUGUUAUUAAUGCAAAAAGUAUUGAGACAAAAAGAAUAUUGGUUGAAUCAAAACAAUAUGUGUUUGAAUACAUGAAAAGACAUUGUUUGAAUAUAAGACAAAAUGGUGGUUUUAAAUUGUUAAACUCUUGGCUGCUAGAAGAAUUUUCACACAGUCUUGGCGUUAGUACUCAAGAACUACUGACAGUCGCCAAUCCAUCACAAACACACCAUAAUUUAAAGAACCGAAUAUCGCCUAGACCAAGUUUAUCAAGUUUGAGAAGCAUUUCUUCAAAAGAAACUACUAUAUUAACAGAAGAUCCAUCAGAAACAUCAAAAGAUUCAAAUCCAAUAACAGAACCUUUUGCAGAACCUUUUACAGAAUUCUCACCAAUAGUUAUAACAAAAGAAUCAAUAAAUGGUCCAUCUAUCAGAUCAUCUAAAUCAACUUCAAAUCUCAAAGUUCCUAAUGGAUCUGUUGUUUCACCAUCUGUUUCACCAUCGAGAUAUGGAGGAGUAAGGCAAACAAGGUCUAGUAUAUUGCGACAAAUGAAAUAUGAUAAUACAGAUCAAAAACGUGGACGUGAUAGAGAACGCAGCGGUAUCUCACCAAACUCAUCAAGAGCAAAUUCUAUAGUAUCUGUAUCAUCGGUCACAAGCAACGCAACAACAACAUCAUCACAUCAUCAACGUAGAAAGCGAUCGCCAUCACGAAAUUCACAAGCAGCAUCCAUUGUCUCACCAUUUUCGGGUAAUUUAGUUACCAGUAUACAACCCAAGCCAUUUCAAAUCAAGUUUGCCACAUCUCUCAAUCCUGAUAUUUCGAUUGGUAGGCGUGUUAUAAUUCCAACCAAGGGUAAUGCAUCCGGUACCAUACAAUUUUUGGGUGAGACUGAAUUUGCCAAAGGUAUUUGGGUUGGAGUAGAAUUGGAUGAUUCUGAUGGCAAGAAUAAUGGAACCGUGGCAAACAUAAAAUAUUUUGCAGCUGCAAAUAAUCAUGACAUUUUUAAUUUUUUAAUUUAA